Molecule: messenger RNA, 2465 nt
Organism: Penaeus indicus
Lineage: Eukaryota; Metazoa; Arthropoda; Malacostraca; Decapoda; Penaeidae
Product: gastrula zinc finger protein XlCGF8.2DB-like
Exons: 4
Coding region: 473-1558 (361 amino acids)
Biological process (GO): regulation of transcription by RNA polymerase II
Cellular component (GO): nucleus
Molecular function (GO): DNA-binding transcription factor activity, RNA polymerase II-specific; RNA polymerase II cis-regulatory region sequence-specific DNA binding
Source: RefSeq, a predicted model, not a curated record
GAACGCUUGUUUUGAAUCCGCGGAGGCCUCGACAGAGAGCUUUGAGAUGUACCGUGAGGACUUCCGUUUGAACCCUCACAGAGCAAACAUCUAGGCCGGUUUAGUGUUCAGUGAAUACAUGGGCAAUAGAGCCUCCCCGGAGAGAGUCCUGGGACGCCCGAGCGAAUGGACUAUGGAACCCCAGUCAUACGUAGGUAUUGUGAUAAAUUACCAAACUUUAAAUUAUAGAAGUGUAAAAACAGUGACAGCGAUAGGAAGUAAAUCCACCUUCCAAGCAACACUCAAAGAAGCUGUAAAGAACUUCAUGCAGUUCCAACUGUGCCAUGCCCACUUUCCCUUGUUGAAGUUCACGCCUUCUGUUAUUGGAGCCCAGUUUGUGGGAUAUAGGAAGGAUAAAUGAGAGGAAUACAUCAGUACCAAUAUCGGUGCAUUCUGUAUAUUUACAAGACAAAGACAUUAGGCCACACCUGUUAUGAAAGAGAAUAUCCUGGUCUUCCAAUACCAAGCUGCUGAAAACAUGAUUGAUGAGUCACUUGACAUCAAGGAUGAAAUUGAGGAUAUUAACCCCCUUCCCCCACACUUCGAGUAUGAAGACAUUGUGGAUAUCAAGCAGGAAUGCCUCAUUGAAACUAAGAAAAGACACUACACAUCACUUAUUGAGGCCGGGUUUUCCUCAGUGGAUGAAGAGGAGGAGAAACUUUGGGAGAUUGAGGGAGAGCUUAUUGAGGUGAAGGAAGAACUGCUAGAAAUAGAGGAAGAGGUUGUGGAAGAUAAGGACUUCCAGGAAGACGGUUGUUCUUUUGUGCAGUACGUUGGUAAGGAAGACUUGCAUAGUUGUGAGGACCUCUCUUGUGGUCUUGAAGCCACUGAAGAAUCAUUCAAAGAGCCAUUGAAAUGCAGUACUUGUGGGAAGACGUUUUCAAACAAGUCAAAGUGGACCAUCCAUAGUAAGAGAUGCAAGACAGAAAAAACGUUCACUUGUGAUAUUUGUGGGAAAUGCUUUGCUCAAAAGGGAGGUAUUAUUUUGCAUAUGAGGACACACACAGGGGAAAAGCCCUAUGGCUGUGACAAAUGUGGGAAGAAAUUUCCACAUACAGGUGAUUUAGCAAGGCACAUGAGGGUUCACACUGGAGAAAAACCUUAUAUAUGUGAGGUAUGUGGAGCCAGCUUUUCCCAUAUAAGCACUUGCAAAAGGCACUUGAGAACACACACAGGUGAGAAGCCAUUUACCUGUGAUGUGUGUGGCAAGGACUUCCGGCACAAAAGCACACGGAACAGACACAUGAGGUCACACACAGGAGAAAAGAAAUUUAGCUGUGAUAUAUGCAAAAAGAUGUUUGGUGAGAAAGGUGAUGUAGUAAAGCACAUGAAGGUCCAUACAGGUCAAAAGGAUUUUUGCUGCAAAAUUUGUGGUUUCAGGUUUUACAUCCAACGUGACCUGGAAAGGCACAUGAGGAUUCAUACAAGAGAAAAGCCUUAUAGUUGCUCCAUAUGUGGUAAUAACUUUUCAAUAAAGAGCAACAUGUUGAAGCAUGUUAGAGGACAUAAAAUUCAAUGAUAGAAAAUUCUGACAAGAAAUACACAUAAAUUGCCUAAUAUGUACACUAGCCUAUUUGGUAAAGGACUGUGAUCUAUUAAUAUUUCACUGAACUGAAGUUUAUGUAAGAAAUGCAUGCCUGUAUAUAUGUGUGUGUGUAACUGUGUAUAUAUAUACGUAUAUACAUAUAUACACUUAUACAUAUACACAUAUAUACAUAUAUACAUAUAUACAUAUAUAUACAUAUAUACACAUACACAUUUGCACAUUUACACAUACAUAAUAUACACACAUACACACACAUACACAUACAUACACACAGAAACACAGACACAGACACAUAUACAGUCACAGUCACAGACACAGACACAGACACACAGUCAGAGUCACAGACACAGACACAGACACACAGUCAGAGUCACAGACACAGACACACAGACACACAGACACACAGACACAGACACAGACACAGACACAGACACAGACACAGACACAGACACAUACACAUACACAUACACAUACACAUACACAUACACAUACACAUACACAUACACAUACACAUACACACACACACACACACACACACACACACACACACACACACACACACACACACACACACACACACAUAUAUAUACAAGGAAAUAAAAAGAUAUAUGUUUGAACAAUGAACCACUGUCUAUUCUUAUAGUGAAUCAAAUUGAUUGAUUUUAAGCAAUGAAAUGUAAUUUGAUAGUUUGGAAACAGUUGUUAUUUACUGAUGUAGGCAAGAAUAUUUGUGGAAUUUGCUUGAUACAUUUAUGGGUGAACUGCAUUUUAAGAGGCUGUCUUAUGAUAUUGGAGUGAUACUCUGUUUUGUAUUUAGUAAUGAGUCUAAGCAAACAGUCAUGUGAUAUAUUAUGCAAUAAAGAUUUUGAAAGAUUUGCAA